Crotalus tigris (Tiger rattlesnake) is the source of this 4161-nucleotide messenger RNA. RefSeq names its product olfactory receptor 2AK2-like. Lineage: Eukaryota; Metazoa; Chordata; Lepidosauria; Squamata; Viperidae. The transcript is spliced from 2 exons. Gene Ontology annotation, biological process: G protein-coupled receptor signaling pathway. Gene Ontology annotation, cellular component: membrane. The coding region runs from base 904 to 1824 and encodes 306 amino acids. Gene Ontology annotation, molecular function: G protein-coupled receptor activity; olfactory receptor activity. The record is from RefSeq and is a predicted model, not a curated record.
GCCACUGCUUUGGGAAGAAGCUGCUUUGCUUUUUAGCAGAUAAGAUCUUGAAUUUUUCUUGCAAACUUCUCCAAAGUUUGAACUGCUUUGACCAGAAAUCUGAAGAAAGAAGGAGUUGCAACAAGGAGCUAUCAAAGGGCAAAGAAGCAUUAAAGAAAAGAGUCUGCUUUGACCAGAAAUCUGAAGAAAGAAGGAGUUGCAACAAGGAGCUAUCAAAGAGUCAGCUGUUUCUUUUUAAAGUCUUGCUGGAGGUGUUUUUCUGAAAUUUAAUUUCUCUACUGUUAGUUGAAUCACAGAAUGAAAAGAACAACUGAAUGCAACGUCCAGGUGGAUGUGUCAAAAUAUACAUGAUUGUGGGUGUAUGGUUGCAAUAGAAGCUCCACCCAUUUUGUCCAAGCAUACCAAAGGGAUAGGACUGCAGUUGUGACACUGAUCUGCCAUCUGUCCCUAUGGAUACCCAUGUUCCUUUGCUAAACAACUUCAAAAAGUAUGCCAAGUUUUAAUAAGCCAUUUUUUAAAAAAAAUACUGAGAUUUUUUUUCUUUCCAGAAUCACCCCACUGGUUUCAAUAUCUCCAGAUAAACAGAACUAAUGUUAAUAUACAGGGUUGUUGUGGGGAAAAUAGGAGGAGAGAGGUGGAUAUGUUUGCUGCCUUGAAUUAUUUUUGAAAAUAAUAAAAGUGGAAUAUAAACAAACAAAUAUUACUUUAACUCUUUGAAAUCUGAUGCUUGUAAAUCUCUUUUCUAGUUAGGUUUUGCUUUUGAAAACCUUUUCUUCUGUUUAUUUUUUGGUUGCAUAUUUAAAUGCUAUAAAGUAGGCAAUUAAAAUAGAUAGCUCAAGUAGAUACAAAAGACAACUUUGAUUCCUACAAACACUUUUUUUUAAUUCAAGAAGUGACGGAGGGAUGGGACAAGACAAUAUAACACUGUGGACAGAAUUUGUGCUAGCUGGACUUCUCCAUCAAAAAUCACCCACCAUUUUUGUUGGGGUGAUUAAUUCCAUGUUUGUGAUUGCCCUGGUAGCAAAUAGUCUUCUUCUUUUUCUUAUUAAAGUUGAUCCACGGCUUCAUAUCCCAAUGUACUUUUUCCUGAGUCAACUGUCUAUCAUGGACCUCUGCCAAGUUCUUGCAAUUGUUCCCAUGAUGACCGUGAAUUUUGCAAUCAAUAGGUACACCAUUUCACUCUAUGGGUGUGCUCUCCAAAUUUUUGUCACCCUGGCAGUGGGAGGAGCUGAAUGCCUCAUCCUGGCUACCAUGGCCUACGACAGAUAUGUGGCUAUCUGUAGGCCUCUGCAAUAUCCAGUCCUCCUGAGGAGUAAAAUAUGCUGUCUUAUGUCACUGUGUGCCUGGUUUUGGUCUUGUGUGCAAGCGUUGAUUUGUUCUCUCUAUGUCCUGCCUCUUCCUUACUGCAAGACUAAUGUGAUUAUCCACAAUUUAUGCGAGUAUCCAGCCCUCAUACAAUUGUCUUGUUCUGAUAAUUCUGCCUUUGAAAAGGCAGUAUAUCUUGGAUGUUUUCUGCUUUUUCUCAUCCCUAUUUCAGUCAUCCUUGCUUCAUAUCUUGCCAUCCUUUUGCAAGUUCUCCGGAUGAAGUCCACAGAAAGGAGCCACAAAGCCUUGCGCACCUGCUUGUCCCACUUGUGUGUGGUGGGGUUCUUCUAUGGAGCGGCCAUUUUGACCUACAUGACACCCAUAUCCUCCUAUUCAGCAGAAAAAGCCGUUAUUAACUCUGUGUUUACAACUAUUUUCCCUCCCAUGAUUAACCCUUUCAUAUAUAGCCUGAGGAACCAGGAUGUUUCAGCUGCAUUCCGAAAGCUCAUUGCAAAAUAAAUCCUGGGUAAACCAUAUUUUAUUUAUCUAUGGGAUUUAUAUCCCACUGUGAUCUUGUAUUCUUGUGUGUAUAGGCUGUGAGAGGAAAAAUUAAAAGGUCCACUUUAUGAUUAAAUCAUUAACAAGAUUAAUACAAGAUGAAUAUUAUUGUUGUGAUGUCUGUGAUUGUUAAUUUAUUUUUAACAACCACCUAUGCCAUAGGAAUAAACAAAAAAAAGAGAUGGUAGAGGAGUUGAAAAUCACUGUAAUCCUUUUUGGAAUAGCUGAGUUAAUAGUUUUGAUAGUUAAAUAAACUUGCUCAGUGACUGAACAGUGCAAUGUGUUGAAACCCAAGAUGUGUGUCUUCUCUGUCAUAGCAUCUAUAGCAGGAGUCUUCAAACUUGGCCCUCUUAUGACUUGUGGAUUUCAAAUCCCAGAAUUCCUCAGCCAGCUUGCCUGGCUGAGGAAUUCUGGGAGUUGAAAUCCACAAGUCAUAAAAGAGCCACGUUUGAAGACCCCUGAUCUACAGUCUGAAAUAGUACCUCCCUGAAAGAUCAGUGUGAUUCUGAACCUGAUGGAGUUCCAGAAGUGUUAAAAAACCAGACUAUUAUCCCAGGCUUUAGGAUAAGAUGGCAGCUGAACUUCUGUUCAGUGUGUUUGAUAUGGAACUUGCUUGGACGUACAUAUAGGUAGUCCUCAUUUAGUGAUCACAAUUGGGAUUGGCAACUCCAUCACUAAGUGGAGGGAUCCUUUUCUUUUCCCCAGACACCAGCCCUUUGGAAUGCUCAACCCAAAGUUGAGAUCCAAAGUAUUGGGUUCCAACUCUACAAAACACCAGAAUGAUAAGGCCAAUGUGAAUAAUGAACUCAAAAAAUUAACAGACAUUCAACCCUUAAGUAUGAAAUAUACAUUUAUAAUUUAAUUGAAAUGUGAAUCAUAUAUAUUCCUUCCUUCCUUCCUUCCUUCCUUCCUUCCUUCCUUCCUUCCUUCCUUCCUUCCUUCCUUCCUUCCUUCCUUCCUUCCUUCCUUCCCUCCUUCCAACAAGUAUAUAUAAAUGUAAUGAAUGUACUAUGGGGAAAUGGAAUCAGCAUCAGAGCCUACCACCCUAAUGUUUUACACGCAGGUUGCUUAUUGAAAAUAGAACAGUUGCCGGAAUUCCUGCACAGCUACUUCCUUAAUAACUCUGACUAAUCAAUAUCUAGAUAAAUAGUUCUUGUAUUUAACUGUUCCAAUCCAGGCACUUGCCUGAGAAGCUUGAUAUGAUCCUAUUGCCAAUGUCCACAUGAUCAAAGGCCCAAUAAUUAAUUGUUUAGGAAUGGAAAAAUAUUGUCUUAUCUGAUUAUGACUUUGGAGAAAGAAUUUUUAAAGCUGUUAUUAUGUAUGCGCAUUUGAGCAUAGCAGAAUUCUAAAUUGGACUCCAGGGACUCAUUUUUUCAGAUGUAAUAUUCACCUCACUCCCAAAAUACAUGCAGGGAGGUAGAUUGUACUGAGAGAUAAUAAACCAAAUUGACAUUUUAAAAAACGUAAAUUGCAAGGAGUGGUACAGAUUAUUUAAGCAUUGUGUUAUUUAUCCAAUUUUAUGCAAAUUGUGGGUACAAAAUUAGGAAGUCCAAACAAAUAAUCACUUCCCCACCCAGAAUUAUUUUAUAGAGGAUAUGGAUGGCAUAAAAAUUAAUAAAUAAAAAUAAUUAAUUAACUUAUCUUUCAGAAUUACCUUUGUAUCAGUGCAUAUUUAACAAAGACUAGCUCAUAAUUCCUUCUUCUUACAAUAACAGGAAUAAAUACUUGUUUAAGGCAACAUACGUUUUUCAGAAAUAAGAUUAAUAAUAAUAAGAUUCCAUUCUGUCACUGUUCUAAGAUUUACAGUGUAUUUCCAUUACAUUCUACAUGAGCUUAGACACAAUCCAGUCAGAUAAAGAAGGAAUGAAAGAGAGGUUGCUUUUUGACUCUCUGCAUCAAAACUGGUUAUAUUUUUUUAUCAGAUUUUCUUCAUGUUUUCAUCAUUCUGUUUGGAAACAGCCUCCUUUCCUUUUUAAUCAAAAUAGGUCCAGGUUCUUUAAAAGUCUUUUUUCUUCUGUCAAUUGUAUAUCAUGGACUUCAGCCAGGACCUUGCAAUUAAUUGUUCCUAGGAUUUUUUUUUUUCAUGUGUUGUGAAAAGUAGGUCUGAAGGCAUGGGGGCCGCUAAUUCAGUUGAGGAACACCUGUUGUCUGGUAAGAUGGCUAAUGAUGGACACAUUGUGUGACAACUGUACAAAAUGCGAAGUCUUUUUCAAAGGCAAUCCCAGUCAAAAUGAGUUGCAAUGGUCUGAGAUAGGAAUCGGCAACCUUAAACAUUUGGACCCGUUUCCCACAAAAAAA